GUCUCUAUGUGGGUCUGUAUGUGGACCCUUUAGAGAUUAAAGAUGUGUAUGUGAGCGCAUUGAUGAAGUGUGUUUACUCCUCGGGGCCCGCUGCCUACCUGACAGUGCGGAAACGUGUGAGGAGAAGCAUCAAGGUGAAAGGAAAUGGGUGAUUUUUAAAAUUCUGAUUGUAACUUUCUUUUCUUGUUCCUUAGCAAAUUUGAUCUUAAAACAUAUAAAGUUCAAGCAUUAGCCUGUAAAAAUCUAUGAAAAAGGAAAGUAAGGGAGGGUUGAGUGAAAAUGACCCAAGGAGUUACAGCAAACCAACCGCCAUACUGACACUGGUGUUGAUGUGGUAGCAGUGUUGGCCUCAAAUACUCACUGUAAUGUGGUAUUGCGUAUUACCUUGCACAUUAGUAAGCACACCAAUGAUUUUAUGAAGAUCAUAAUGUGUUAUUAUCAAACUGCAGUUAACUGCUUAGAAUAAGUGUAAUGAUAGUCAAAACGAAAUACAAUUAGCAUUCAGUGUUUUUCCACCAAUAAUAUUAAAUACUUUUAAUCACACUAAAGGUAAAUAUAUUGCUCUGAUUAUUCCAUGACACUGUUGACACUCAGUAUUUGACAACCAUUGGAUAAAGUGAUGGAAAUUUGAAAUUGAUUCAUGAUAAUUUAGAGGAAUAUGAUAAUUGAAUGAUAAUAAGUAACAAAAAAAGUACAUUUGAAAAGUAAAAAAAAAUGAAUGUAGGGUAUUUUAGCUUUAUAAUUUAUUACCUUUUGCAAAAUUGCUAAGGAUUUCAUUAUUAAUUAUAUAAUGGUACUAAAAUGCCAAACAUUUAAUAGAUGAAGCAUUACAAAUUUGAGGACCCGUUGAUACCGAAUCUGAUACCCAUACCAAUAUCAUUACCCAUACCAUUAUCAAUACCACUAGCAUUGAUAUUGGUAGAUAAAAUAAUAAUGAAAAAUUGUGAGAGAAAAAGAUAAACUCAAGUGACAAAUGUUACGUAUAAUCCAGUUGGACUGAACUGAGCUGAACUGCAGAAUCCCUAAAUUGGCUCGUAUACUUUCAGGUUACACAAAAAUACAUGCUUAUGCAAAAAUGCACACACACAUCCCAACGUGCAGAGCAGCAGGAACACUGUAGGCUGUGUACGGCGACCCUCCUUCACUUCCGCACCAUAAAUGUGUGUUUGCUAUACGAGGGAACACGGAGGAGAAAAGAGGAAUUCAUGUUGGUGUUUAUUUGAGCUUUGGCCAAAUCCAACCUGGGGCGGCUGUGUUGGCGCGCACCCUGCACCAAACCCCAGCCGCUCCUGUACCCCCAGCCAGACACACACAUACUGUACACACUUACACACACAUUUACUACAUUCUAUUUCUCUCUCUCUCUCUCUCUCUCUCUCUCUCUCUCUCUCUCACACACACAUGCACACACACUCAUACCUGUCCUAGCCAUAUCAAGGUGUGUUUGUCUUUCCCUGCCCACCAUUUCAGGUCCUCCCAGAGCAGGUAUUUCCCUCUCUUUCCCACAGACACACACACAUUUACACACAAAGACACACACACACUGUAGCUACAGAGGGGGGCUGUCUGUGGGCCGAGUGUGUGAAGCAGUUGCAUUGAUAACCUGCAGCUCACAGUCACCCAGUCUCACUUUGUGGCCGUCCCCCUGGUGUGGAGCUCCCUUUGCCUCUGCUCUGUCUCCCCUCUGGCUUCUCAUUCUAGGACUGUCUGUGGACGCGCUCAGACCCCUGCGCUUACUCGUCACCCCACUGUCACCAUGACACCCUCCCCGCUGUUGUUCCUGCUGCUACUCGGCCUUGUAGGCGCUCAGGCCCCCGUGGACCUCCGCACUGCUGCCGCCAUGGCCGCAGGCUUGUGCAAAACUCGUCCCACAGACAUCGUGUUCAUCGUCGAUAGCAGUCGCAGCGUUCGCCCUUCAGAGUUUGAGCAGGUUAAGGUCUUCCUCGCUAAGGUCAUUGAGGGUCUUGAUGUCGGACCCAACGCCACUCGUGUGGGAGUGGUCAAUUAUGCCAGCCGCGUCAAGAACGAGGUGUCUCUUAAGACUCACCGCACCAAAGCCGGACUAGUUAAGGCUGUGACAAAGAUUGAGCCUCUGUCCACUGGCACCAUGACCGGCCUGGCCAUUCAGUUCGCCCUGAAUGUGGCGUUCAGUGAAGGCGAGGGCGCUCGAGUGAAGUCCCCUGACAUCAGCAAGGUUGCCAUUAUUGUGACAGACGGACGUCCCCAGGACAAUGUGAAGGAUGUGGCUCAGCGUGCUCGGGAUGCCGGGAUUGAGAUUUUUGCAAUCGGUGUGGGUCGUGUGGAUAUGAGCACCCUGAAGCAGAUGGCCAGUGACCCUCUGGAUGACCACGUGGACUAUGUCGAGAGCUACAGCGUCAUCGAGAAGCUCACCAAGAAGUUCCAGGAAGCCUUCUGUGUGUCGGACCUGUGUGCCACCGGGGAUCAUGACUGUGAGCAGGUAUGCAUCAGCAGCCCUGGAUCAUACAAGUGUGCCUGCAAAGAAGGCUUUACCCUCAUGGACAAUGGUCGCAGCUGCAGUGCUUGCAGCAACUCAGCGACAGAUGUGGUGUUCUUGAUCGAUGGCUCAAAGAGCGUCCGUCCUGAGAACUUUGAGCUGGUCAAGAAGUGGAUCAACCAGAUUGUUGACAAACUGGAUGUUUCUGACAGCAAGGCUCAUGUGGGUCUGGUGCAGUACUCCAGUUCAGUCAGACAGGAGUUUCCCCUGGGCCUCUACAACAACAAGAAAGACCUGAAGGACGCCGUGAAGAAGAUGGCCUACAUGGAGAGAGGAACCAUGACCGGCCAGGCUCUCCGCUACCUGUCAGACAACAGCUUCGGCCCUGGCCAUGGCGCAAGACCUGGAGUCGCUAAGGUGGGCAUUGUCUUCACUGACGGACGCAGCCAGGACUACAUCGGAGAUGCUGCCAAGAAGGCAAAGCAGAACGGUUUCAAGAUGUAUGCUGUUGGAGUUGGCAACGCAGUGGAGGAUGAGCUAAAAGAGAUUGCCUCUGAGCCGACUGGAGAGCACUACUUCUACACAGCUGACUUCAAGGCUAUGACCCAGAUCGCCAAGAAGCUGCAGAUUAACAUCUGUCAAGAUGAGGACCCCUGUGAAUGUGACUCCCUUGUAAAGUUCCAAAAGAAAGUAGAAGAUGCCCUACAGGUGCUAACAAAAAAAUUAGAUAGCAUGUCAAAGAGGAUCGCCUUGCUUGAGAACAAAAUUGUCUGAGGACACACAUCACACUCCUCACUUAACACUACACACCCAUCCACACACACACACACACAACCAGACAAAGACACACACAAACACACUUUUUACUUCCUGUAAAAUACUGAAAAGGAACCCCAUGUACCUGUGUGUGGAAACCCUGACCUCUACUUACAUCCUGAGCUCAGCUCCCUCCUCUCUCGGCCUCACCUUCUCCACCCUUGGGUCUCCCGGGACACAAAGCGCCGGUUGCCAUGGGGACCAUGCCUUUGUGUGUGUGCUCUCCGAAGGUCAUCAUCCAUAGCCAGCCUGUGUGUUUGUUAAUAAAAGUCUUCCCUCAUAGGGAAACAGUA
This is a messenger RNA of Notolabrus celidotus (New Zealand spotty), 3564 nucleotides long. It is a transcript of the gene matn1, whose product is annotated as matrilin 1. The coding region runs from base 1757 to 3229 and encodes 490 amino acids. The record is from RefSeq and is a predicted model, not a curated record. The transcript has 10 exons. NCBI's taxonomy places the organism in Eukaryota, Metazoa, Chordata, Actinopteri, Labriformes, Labridae. Gene Ontology annotation, molecular function: calcium ion binding.